Messenger RNA from Terrapene triunguis (Three-toed box turtle), 3626 nucleotides. RefSeq names its product asparaginase and isoaspartyl peptidase 1 (gene ASRGL1). The transcript has 7 exons. NCBI's taxonomy places the organism in Eukaryota, Metazoa, Chordata, Testudines, Emydidae. The coding region runs from base 100 to 1038 and encodes 312 amino acids. Gene Ontology annotation, molecular function: asparaginase activity. The record is from RefSeq and is a predicted model, not a curated record.
CUGAACAUUUGCAGACCGGUGGCUCUUGUUCCUGUGUCCCCCCUUAAGAUUUCCUACUCAUUAGUGAAGCCUGCAAGAACAACCACUUGAUUUGGCAGCAUGAAGCCUGUUGUUGUUGUUCAUGGUGGAGCUGGCCGCAUCUUUAAAGAUCGGGAAGAAGGAGCUCGUUCAGGUGUUACCAGAGCAGCACUGAAAGGUUACAGUAUCCUUAAACAAGGAGGCAAUGCAUUAGAUGCAGUUGAAGAAGCAGUAACAUCAAUGGAAGAUGAUCCACAUUUUAAUGCAGGCUGUGGAUCUGUUUUAAAUGAGAAGGGUGAAGUAGAAAUGGAUGCCAUUAUCAUGGAUGGAAAAAAUCUAGCCUCAGGAGCAGUAUCUGCAGUUAAAUGUAUAGCUAACCCAAUAAAGCUUGCUCGUCUUGUCAUGGAAAAGACAGAGCACAUGUUGCUGACUGACCAUGGGGCAAAUCUUUUUGCCAAGGCCAUGGGUGUUCCUGAGAUUCCAGGGGAGAAACUUAUAACGGAAAGAUCCCGGGAGAGAUGGAGCAAGAACCUUGAGCCAGAUUCUAACCCUCAUGAGUUUAAAAAAGACCCUGGAACAGUUGGUGCCGUUGCUAUAGACAAUGAAGGAAACGUAGCUUGUGCAACAUCCACUGGGGGACUCACUAAUAAACUGGUUGGCCGAGUCGGUGAUUCAGCAUGCAUAGGAAGUGGAGGCUAUGCUGAUAACCAUGUUGGUGCCAUCUCUACCACAGGACAUGGAGAAAGCAUGAUGAAAGUGGUCCUAGCCCGACUUAUUCUCUAUCACAUGGAACAAGGAAUGUCACCGGUGGAUGCUGCUGACACUGCAUUGAAUUAUAUGAAAACAAGAGUGGGUGGAUUAGGAGGUGUCAUAGUUGUCAGCAAUUCAGGGGGCUGGGCAGCAAGGUUCUCCACCAAGCAGAUGUCUUGGGCUACAGUGAAGGAUGACCAGUUGCAGUAUGGCAUUUACACAGGGGAGAUACAUACGAGCUCUGUUGCAGAAGCACUUGAGUCCAAGUAAUUCUGGGGAUGAAGAAAAGUGGACGGUACAGCAGGACAAAGAUCUCAGUCUUCAUGGGGAGCAGUGAAAAUUGAUGUUAUCUUUCUAAAAAGAUUUACCCUCUAUUAAAUAGUCCCAGAAUUCACCACUUUUUACAAGCAAACUGAAACCCAGAAGCACUGGGCUUAAAGAUGAUGGAUGUGGAUAUAGUGAUCAAUUCAAUGUCUCUAGAAAGCACCAGGGCUGGUGUCCUCUUUUCAAAAACCAGAUAGCGUAUAGGCGUGUACAAGGGCAUCCCCUCAUGUCUGGGCUGACUCUCUUCUAGCACCCUCUGCCGACAGUUGCUCAAGCCCUGUAGUGAUCUGCCUCUUCUUGUGACUCAGCCUCUCCAGCCAGGUCCCACCCCUUUUAGGGUAGUGAAGUCCAACAGAUAAUCCAAUGUCCUUACAAAAGGUCUUCAGCCCCGAUUCUGGCCUACUGUGCUCCUUAGAGCUGCUUAUCUCAGGGCUGUCAAAAGUCCUUUUCCACUUGUAUCAGGGGUUUCAUGCCAUCUUCUCUGGUGGCUAGCAGGGGAACCCAGGUCCUCCCACUAUACUAGGUUCCAGUCCAAGGACCCUACAACCAGCAGCCAAAGUCUACCAUGUCAGACUCUUUACUGCUGCCUCUCUGGACUUCUUCCUACCAAGUCUGCCAGCAGGUCUCUCUCACAACCUCUCUAAAUUCACCCUCCUUUCAGGGCCAGAUCUUCCCCCUGGAAUCCGCCAGUAAAUCUCAUACCAAGUGUACAAUUUAACUCAUCUUCACUUUUCAUCCCUCCUAAGUUUCCCUUACACAGUCCCUCAGUUAACCACCUGCCAGAGCUCUCUUUCUGGAAGUCCAGAUCCUGCCCUUUUAUCAGAGCUCACCACACUGAAGCUUGUUCAGUCCUAGUGGCUGCACUGUCUCUCACCUGGCCUCUUGCUAAACUUCUCUACCCAUAAGAGGGUUCCAGGGCCAACCUUCUUCCUAGACUUCCUCCUCGACCCUCAGGGUCUUGCUACUCUCUUAUACCUGAGGAGUGAAUGCAAAAUUCUUUUCUCUCUCCCCGAAACCAUCUUCUUUCUUUUUUCUAUCUGCUUCCUGUUUUAUGGUGCAGCAGCCUCAGCCUAUGAGGCUAUGACUGCCACCUACAGCAGUUUUUGCAUAAGCAAAAUCUAUAUCCUCUCACCCAGUCCUGUAUCCUUAAAAAAAUCAAAUUCUUUUUUAAUACUACCCCACUUUCCCAGUACUCAGACUAUAUUCGUUCACCUUGGGUGCGUCUCAGUUCUUCAUAAAGAAUUUUUCUUUCUAUGUAACAGCCCCUGCAUUGCCACAGCAGAUGAUUAACUGUUUCUUGAACUUUGCAGGUGUCCAUAACCCAUUUUUGUGCUUGUUUAGUAAAUAUAAAUUACCAUUCAGAUCACAGUGACCUGUUAGCCCUCUAAAUGUAUAGUUACUUCACUUCUUCUAUCAUAGCUAUUAAGUAUACCAUUUUCCUCAAGUUUAGGACAUAUUUCAUAGGACCUUUGUCCUUUUUUUCCUCUUUGGUCCAUAAUUCUUGACAUUCCCUCUUAAGUUCUCUCUUAACCAAACUUUUGAAGUCCUGUAUACUCAGAGGGCUCUUUAUGUCAAUCUCCUCAUUUUAAGGCAUUUUUCACUGCUUUAUCUGCCAUUUUGUUGCCCAGUAUCCCAGCAAGCACUGCAAUCCACACUAUUAUGAUAGGUAUACCCAAUUGUACUCUCUUUAGUUAAGAAUAAUUGAUUGAACCAGUCCUGCUUUCCGAGGCUUCCUUUCUAAUCACCAUUAUACUUGAUAUACCUGUCAUAAUGGCCACAAAAUUGGAUAGUCUCAUAGGUCUCUUAAUUUCAGAUUCAGGGAUACAAAAGGCCCUUCCCAAACUGUAUUCUCAUCUCUAGAGCAGUCAGUAUAGGUUUGGCAAUGAUGACCCCAUUUGCCAUGUAUAAACUUGUAAAUUAUAGCCGUCUUAUUUGAUGGUGCUCUUACCUUUGUUGUAUCAUAUAAUUUCAAAUCCACAACUGGGGAGAAAACCAUCCUGCUAUAGUUUGAUUUCCCAUGACUAAGGAUUUUAAUUUCUUCCAGACCUUCCUUUUAACCCACCUUUUGACCCUGUUUGCAGGUGGGAGUUUGUGUCUACUUAAUUCCCAACUGUCCUCAUAUAUUUGUUUAGUACUCUUAUCUUUGCUAUUUCCAUUAACCUUAGCUCAAAAGAUUAAAUCUAACAAUUUCUACCUUAAAUUUAUAGGCAUUUCUCAGGUUGCUACCUGCAGCACACAUGAGAGUCCAGAGUCGUAAUACUCGCACAACAUGUGAUUCACAGAGCUUGGGCUUGGAUCAGCUCUGAAUUUUUUUUCUUUUUAGUGUUGAUUGUAGAAGUUGAAUUAAAGUCUUGGUAUCCAUAAUCUAUAACUGGUGUUAUUAAUGUCCUUUACAGCAUCAACAGUUUGUUCUUAUCUGCACCCCUAGUUGUUCCCAGCAAUACUUUUAAGCACAUUCAUCCUAUCUUUACAGUUAAUUUUGAUUUUUAUCUAUAACCCUUCCAGGUUAGUUUAUUGAACAUAACUCUUAAGAA